AUCAUUCGCCGGGCAGCCUUUCCUUUCCCUCGUUCCUUCCUUGGAAGGUUGCGUUGCUCCCCUUCUCCCUCCGAUCCUGUCAGCUCGUAGCAUAAGUCCAACAGAAUAAGUGACGCAGAAGCAGCGGUCAACCUAUAUAUACCAUAGUGGAGCCGGCCAGCCGGGCCGCAUUUUCUUGGCACGCUUGCAGUAGGGAGGGACUCGUCUGGACCUGCUUCUGCCGGUGAUCAUGGAGGCCGCCGCGAGGGACGCGCAGAGCGGGCUGGAGUGGCGGGUGACGGUGCCGGAGGGCGCGUCGGUGACGGUGGAGUACGAGGCCGGGCCGGCCGGCAUGGCCUGGGCGUGGCUGCUCGCCUGCGUGCUCUUGCUCGGAGCCAGGGUCUCCGGCUUCGCCAAGAAGGUGUGGAAGAUUGGCGCCGACGAUCCGAGGAGAGUGGUGCACGGCCUCAAAGUCGGCGUUGCCCUUACCUUGGUCUCCGUCUUCUACUACACCAGGCCGCUCUACGACGGCGUCGGCGGGGCUGCCAUGUGGGCCAUCAUGACCGUCGUCGUCGUUUUCGAGUACACUGUUGGUGGCAGCGUGUACAAAGGGUUCAACCGGGCCGUGGCGACGGCGAGCGCCGGCGUGCUCGGGCUGGGCGUGAGCUGGGUGGCGAGCAAGUCCGGCGAUAAGCUCGAGCCGGUCAUCACCUGUGGCUCCCUCUUUCUGCUUGCUGCGGCAGCCACCUUCUCGCGGUUCAUACCCACGGUCAAGGCCCGGUUCGACUACGGCGUGACCAUCUUCAUCCUGACAUACAGCCUGGUGGCCGUGUCGGGGUACCGCGUCGACGAGCUGGUGGCGCUGGCGCAGCAGCGGCUUGUCACCAUCGCCAUCGGCAUCUUCAUCUGCCUCGCCGUCUGCGUGCUCAUCUGGCCCGUGUGGGCCGGCCAGGAGCUGCACCAGCUCACGGUGCGCAACAUGGAGAAGCUCGCGGCCGCCGUGGAGGGCUGCGUGGAGGACUACUUCGGCGAGGAGGAGGGCGCGCAGGCCAAGUCGGAGGGCUACAAGUGCGUGCUCAACUCCAAGGCGUCAGAGGACUCGCAGGCCAACCUGGCGCGGUGGGAGCCCGCGCACGGCAAGUUCGGCUUCCGCCACCCCUACGCCCAGUACGCCAAGCUCGGCGCCGCCAUGCGCCACUGCGCGUACUGCGUGGAGACCCUCAACAGCUGCGUCGGCGCCGAGCUCCAGGCCCCCGAGAGCGUCAAGCGGCUCCUCACCGACGUGUGCACGAGGCUGGGCGCGCAGUGCGGGCGGGUGCUGAGGGAGGCGUCCAGCUCCGUGGCCACGAUGACGACCUCCCCGGCGCUGGACUUCGCCGUGGCAGACAUGAACACGGCCGUGCACGAGCUGCAGGGCGACAUGCGGGAGCUCCCGUUUACCCUGGCAGGGGAGCCGGGGGAGGCGUCGCUGAUCGACGCCAUGCCGCUCUUCACCGUGGCGUCGCUGCUGACGGAGAUAUCGACGAGGAUCGAGAGCGUGGUCGACGCCGUGGACACGAUGGCCAGCCUCGCCAGCUUCAAGCAGGCGGACGAUGAUGACGACAAAAAGGGGGAUGCCGAGCUGAAAACGAAAGUACAUCCGUUGAACGAGACAGACUCCGACGAGCCACCUGAAGAAAACAAAACAACAAAACCUUCUGAGCAGGUUUAGAACGAGCGUCUAUGAAAGCGCUCCGGAGCAGCUGGACUUAUCGGACCGGACGAGUAUGAUCAGAUUUAACCUGACAAUACCAUCGAGUUAGCUAUAUCAGUAGUAAUUACAUUCUUGUUUAUAGCGUUGGUUAUUAUUUUCCGCGGACAGAAGAUGAUGCAUAAACUUCUGAUCCGCGGCGUUCAGGUCGAAUAAAAACCGGCUUAUGAUCA
This is a messenger RNA of Aegilops tauschii subsp. strangulata, 1902 nucleotides long. RefSeq names its product aluminum-activated malate transporter 10. The record is from RefSeq and is a predicted model, not a curated record. Gene Ontology annotation, biological process: malate transport. NCBI's taxonomy places the organism in Eukaryota, Viridiplantae, Streptophyta, Magnoliopsida, Poales, Poaceae.